Molecule: messenger RNA, 2032 nt
Organism: Ananas comosus (pineapple)
Lineage: Eukaryota; Viridiplantae; Streptophyta; Magnoliopsida; Poales; Bromeliaceae
Product: benzyl alcohol O-benzoyltransferase-like
Exons: 2
Coding region: 339-1715 (458 amino acids)
Molecular function (GO): acyltransferase activity, transferring groups other than amino-acyl groups
Source: RefSeq, a predicted model, not a curated record
CCUCCAUUUCUCCGAGCAACGCUACUGCCGCUACUGCAGCUCCCGUACAACACACCCAAUUAAUACAGCCGCUACUCUCCCCGUGCGUGUGUCUCCCUCUCCCUCUCUCUCUCUCUCUCUCUCUCUCUCUCUCUUCCUCAUAGAUCUCUCGCUCUCUAUAUAUGUUGCUUUUGCCUCCUCAAAUUAAUUAAUUCUUAAUUUAUUUCCUCCAUAAUAACAAUAAUAAUAAUAAUAAUAAUAAUAACAAUAAUUUGCAAUUAAAUUAAUUCUGCGUGCGUGCGUGCGUACGUACGUAGGUAUAUAUAUAGCGCGCGCGCAACGCAACGCAACGCAACGCAAUGGCACCGAUGUUCAGCGUCCGGCGCAGCGAGGCCGUGCUGGUGGGUCCGGCCGAGCCGACUCCCCACGAGUUCAAGCGGCUCUCCGACAUCGACGACCAGGAAGGCCUGCGCUUCCACAUCCCGGUCAUCCAAUUCUACCGCAGCAACCCCUCCAUGGCCGGCCGCGACCCCGCCGAGGUCGUCCGCCACGCCCUGGCCAAGGCCCUCGUCUUCUACUACCCCUUGGCCGGCCGCCUCAGGGAAGGACCCGGCCGCAAGCUCUACGUGGAGUGCACCGGGGAGGGAGUGCUCUUCAUCGAGGCCCAUGCCGACGUCCCCCUCCACCACUUCGGCCACGCCCUGCAGCCGCCGUUUCCCGGCCUGGACGACCUCCUCUUCGACGUCCCCGGCUCCAGUGGGGUGCUUCACUGCCCCUUGCUGCUCAUCCAGGUGACCCGGCUGGUGUGCGGCGGAUUCAUCUUGGGCCUCCGGCUGAACCACACGAUGUGCGACGCCCCCGGGCUGAUCCAGUUCAUGGACGCCGUGGCCGAGCUGGCCCGCGGCCUCCCCGCGCCCAGCGUCCGGCCCGUGUGGGAGCGGCACCUGCUGGAGGCGCGCGACCCCCCGCGGCCCAGCUUCCGGCACCGCGAGUACGACGAGGUGGCCGACACGAAGGGCACCCUGGUGCCGCUGGGCGACAUGGCCCACCGGUCCUUCUUCUUCGGGGCCCGGGAGAUGGCGGCCCUGAGGAGCCACGUCCCCCCGCAGCUCCGCAAGAGCUCCUCCGCCUUCGAGAUCCUGACGGCGUGCCUGUGGAGGUGCCGGACGGCGGCCCUGGCCCCCGCGCCGGAGGAGGAGGUGCGCAUUAUCUGCAUCGUGAACGCCCGCGGCAAGGCCGAGGGCGUGGUGCCCAGCGGCUACUACGGCAACGCCUUCGCCUUCCCCGUGGCGGUGUCGAGCGCGGGCAGGCUCUGCGCGGAGCCGCUGGGGUACGCGGUGGAGCUGGUGAAGGGGGCCAAGGCGGAGAUGAGCGACGUCGAGUACCUGCGCUCGGUGGCCGACCUCAUGGUGCUGCGCGGCCGCCCGCACUUCGCCGUCGUGCGGGCCUACCUCGUGUCCGACGUCAAGCGCGCCGGCUUCGGGGACGUGGACUUUGGGUGGGGGAAGCCCGUGUACGGCGGCCCGGCCAAGGGCGGGGUGGGAGCCAUCCCGGGCGUCGCCAGCUUCUACAUUCCCUUCACCAACGCCCAGGGGGAGCGCGGCGUCGUCGUCCCCGUCUGCCUGCCCGGCCCCGCCAUGGACAAGUUCGUCGCCGAGCUCCACACCUUGCUCGCGCAACCCACUACCCCCGCCCAACAGCCCUCCUCCGCACUCCCCAUCAUGUCCGCGCUCUGAUCUACAUUGAUUGACCAUCUCAUGAAUUAAGGAACACGCAAGCAGCUGCCUAGCUACCAACCUCCGAUUAAUCAAAUCAAAUUAAUUGAAUAAGCCGGUCGCAAUAUAUAUUAUCUCUCAGAUGAUGACCACCAAUGGUGAUCACGUCGCAAUAUAUAUACUUGUUAGUAAUUACUAGUUAGGGAGGGAAGAAAGAAUCGAUCCAUCUCUUUGUUCGUGCUUUCUGUAUAUUUGGGCAGAAUAAUCUGCGUCUUUGUACUGUGUGCCACGUGUGAGAUAAUGAAAAGUUGAAUAAUUUGUGUUCUCUCUCUUUUUUA